Molecule: messenger RNA, 2270 nt
Organism: Stegastes partitus (bicolor damselfish)
Lineage: Eukaryota; Metazoa; Chordata; Actinopteri; Pomacentridae
Product: protein L-Myc-1b-like
Exons: 3
Coding region: 333-1472 (379 amino acids)
Biological process (GO): regulation of DNA-templated transcription
Molecular function (GO): protein dimerization activity; DNA-binding transcription factor activity
Source: RefSeq, a predicted model, not a curated record
GGCUUUCUGUUACACAUUGCGGGGCGGAUCCAGCGCCGCUUAUUUAAACCCCGGCGUGUUUUUUUUUUUUUUCCGAACCUCGUUGUUUUGAACUAAACUGCAACAUAAGUACAGGCUCCGUCUAUAUUUGUACCCCCUGGAACAACUCGGACAGUUUUCUUUUAUCCGUCUCUUUCCUGCGGACUGUGCGCUCUUUGGACCGCCGAGGGAUUUUCAAUGCCCUGAUUUUGCGCUUUGAGGAUUUUGCGGCGACCCGGACGUUCUUCAGAGGCCACUGGUGUCAUUAGAUCAUUUCUGGGAAUAAACUCUAGAGGAUUAUAUUAUCUGGAAACAUGGAGUUCGACUGUUACCAGCACUAUUUCUUCCACGAUUUCGACACCGAGGAGGAUUUUUACAAGUCAACCGCACCGAGCGAGGACAUAUGGAAAAAGUUCGAGCUGCUGCCCACCCCUCCCAUGUCUCCCACCCGGACUCUGAGCGAUGCUGCUCUGCACCUCCUCACGCCCGGAGACAAGCUCAGCUGGCUGUCCAAAGUGCUGGGUCAGGACGAGGAGUGCGAGGGUCAGUUCAUCCCCGACACGCAGCGGUUGUUCGGCAACCUCAGCUCCCACAUCAUCCGGGACUGCAUGUGGAGUAGUUUCUCUGCCAGCAAGCAGCUGGAGAAGGUCAACGCCAGAGUGCCUGCCGCGGCGCCGACCGCUGCCCCCCCGGUGGCACAGAUCUCCGUGAGACCGAGCAAAGCGCAGUGCGUCUCGCCCGGUGGCCUGCACGCAGCCGCCGCGGCGGCGACAGACUGCGUCGACCCCGCCGCAGUUCUCACCUACCCGGCAAGCAGCUGCAGGAAGCCGGCGUCGUCUGGCUCCGAGUCUCGCUCUGAUUCCUCUGAUGAUGAAGAGGAAAUCGAUGUGGUCACUGUGGAGAGCAAACAGAACCGGGUGCGACUGGUGAACGUCAGAAAGCCGGUGACCAUCACGGUCCGUGCAGACCCCUGCCCCAAACGCUUCCACAUGUCAGUGCACCGGCAGCAGCACAACUACGCCGCCCGCUCCCCUGACAGCGAGCCGGAACCUGAGGAAGAAGAAGAAGAGGAGGACGACGAAUAUGAAGAGGCGCCUCAGAGCAAGCGGACCUGCUCGUCGUCCAGUCAGCAGUCAGGUUCUAGUAGCUCCCAGCCAACGUCCCCCUCAGAGACUCCCCUAAACUCAGACACAGAGGACACUGAUCGCAGGCGAAACCACAACUUCCUCGAGAGGAAGAGGAGAAACGACCUCAGGUCUCGUUUCCUCGCCCUGCGGGAUCAGAUCCCCGGCCUGGAGUCGGCCAAGACCCCGAAAGUGGCCAUCCUGACCCAGGCGACGGAGUACCUGAUGGAGCUGCACACCAGGGAGAAGCGGCAGCUCCAGGAGAAGAAGCGACUCCGAUCCAAACAGCAGCAGCUUCUCCGCAGAUUAUCUGAACUCAAGCGCUCUUGAGACUCUCAAACAAGUGUGCUUCUGAAAUAAACUGCCUCACUCACAGUCAAGGACUCACAAGUUGUCACUUUUGAAAAGCUACCCUUUUAUAGAGCAACAUGCCUCAUGUACAUAGCUGUGAAUUUUGUUGGGAAUGCAUGCAUAUAUGGCUGUGGGCUUCCUGUGAAUUGACUGUGCUGGCCUGUAAACCUGUUAUGGGGAGGAGCAGCGUUUUGUUUUUUAUUUUUACUUUUUUUUUUUGCACUGUGUUUUAGUUAUGAACAGCGGGUAAUUGGAUUGAUUUUAAUAGCUAUGACCAAGAUAUUUUCUGGUAUGCGGUGAUGUGAAAUCACUUUCCAAUAGUUUACCAGUGUGAUAGUGAACAUUGUAGCCUUCAGAGUGUGUGUGGAGAUUUGGUGAUGUUUUCGUUUCAUCAUUGCACAUGGAGUAAUGUGUGAAUGCCUUUCUGUGUACAUAAGAGUGAAUGAGCCUGCUCCUGGUUUGUUUGGUUUAUUUUCCGACUGAUUAUUUGAUGUACAAAUUGUUCUGUAAAUAAUAGCUUAUUGCUCCUGGUGAAGGAGACCGAGCUGAGAGUUGUCACUCGGGUUUUGCUCCUCUGUUUGAUGUGCCAUCAGGCACUAAGAUGCUUCUAUUUUGUUAAGAAAAUAGGAAAAAAAAAUGGAAAAAGUGGCACUGCUGUACUUUAUAUUCACACGUCACUUUGUGAUUUCAAUGCUUCUUCUGAUUUUUGUUUGAUUUUUAGAGCAUGCUAACAUCAAUAGCAUCAUUAAAUUUUUAUACCAUAUUUGCAUAAAAAAA